AUGAGCGGAGGAGGAACGCCGUACAUCGGCAGCAAAAUUAGCCUAAUCUCCAAGGCCGAGAUCCGCUAUGAAGGAAUUUUAUACACUAUUGACACCGAAAACUCGACAGUAGCUCUUGCUAAAGUUCGCUCUUUUGGCACUGAAGACCGGCCCACCGACAGGCCUAUUCCACCUCGGGAUGAAGUGUUUGAGUACAUCAUUUUCAGAGGAAGUGAUAUUAAAGACCUAACAGUAUGUGAGCCACCCAAAGCCACUAGCACUCUGCCUCAGGACCCUGCCAUUGUUCAAUCAUCACUUGGAACCAGCAAUUCUGCACCUCCACCACCAUUCCAGUCAGCAGGACCCUAUGCUCCUCCGUACAGCAGAGCCCCUGUCCAACCAUACAGUCAGUUUGGUGUGACACCGCUCGCAGCUCAGCAGUUUGGCUCUGCUGCAACCGGGGGACGAACCAGUCCCCAGCUGGACUCUUUAAAAAAACCUCCUACCCUGGAGCAGACAGUGCAGGGUCCUUCAUCAGCUGCAGCUGCACCACCUGUACCUGUAGGACAGAGGAGUCAGGCUGUAGCCCCUAGACCCAUCAUCAACACCACUGGCAGCCAGAAGCCCCCAGACCUCCUGGAGCAGAGAAAAGCUCCUGAGGUUCAAAAGGUGUCUCAGCCAGAUCAUGAACAUGGAGCUGUUGAAAACCGAGAUCCCAACAAGCACCAAGCUUCUGCUGCUGCUCAGUCAAUGCGCCGCGGCCGUGGUAGAGGAAACCGGAGCAGAGGCAAGAUGAACGUGCGCAGGGAUGGCCCCAUGAAGUUUGAAGAAGACUUUGACUUUGAGACUGCCAACGCCCUGUUUCACAAAGACGAGAUUGACAAAGAGCUUCAGAACAAGCUCAAGCUGAAGGAUGACAAGCCUGAAAAGGCGCUGAAUGGAGAAGAAACUGCUGAGUCAGAAAAUCCAGCCAAUGAGGGGACCAAUGAGGAGGAGGAGGCUGCGAUAAACUCAUGUUACUACGACAAGACCAAGUCCUUCUUUGAUAACCUGUCCUGUGAUGAUCUGAGUAAAGGGGGGGAUAGAGGAUUUUCACGGGAGAGAAGGUCAAACUGGGCAGAAGAGAGGCGAAUGAAUUCUGAGACUUUCGGCAUCCCUCUAAGGCACAGCCGAGGAAGAGGUGGUUAUGGUUACCGUGGCCGAGGCUUCAUGGGGCCCAGAGGAGGCCGAGGGCGCCCGCUGAGCAGAGGCUCUUUCGGGCCACCUCGGGGCCCUCCACCUGGUUUCCGAGGCGGAUUCAGAGGCGGCCGAGGAGGACGGGACUUCUCUGAUUUUGAAUACAGGAAGGAGAACAAGGUGGCUGCAUAGUACAGCUUUGGUGGAUCCACAGAAUAGAAGCCCUGCAUCAUGAAAUAGUUCCUGUUGAAGAAGGUCUUUGGUUUCAGGAUUCGACACAGAAUGAAGACAUCCUCUCAGUCACCAGCACUAACGUCGUGUGCUUUACUCGAGGGGAUGCGAGUGCAGCUCCCUGUCCUCCACUCUGAUAAACAGGCUCUUUUUGUUUUCUCUUCUUUGUUUACCCCACUCACACCUGUAUAUAAAUAGCUCUGGAAUACCAGUAAUCCUGCAAUUUGUGCAUCAAUCAAGUUAAUUUCUUCCUGAAAGUGUCUUUGAUAUUGAAAGCUGAGUGGAUCACAGUUCUUGUGAUGGAUAGCUUUAUUUUCUUAUUGUCAUCGUAGUUCUCAGAUUUCAUUAGUUUGGUUGAUAUUUGUUCAGUAUUUUUCACUUUGUUAGCAGAAAACUUUUUUUUUGGACAUUCAUAAUUUCACAUUGAAAAGGCAAGAGGAACAUCCUGAACUGAAUAUUGUUAUGAAUGUAAAUCUUCUACUUACUGCUCCCCCCCACACACACACACACACACACACACACACACACACACACACACACACACACACACACACACACACACACACACACAGCAAAAUGUGACUCGCUCAAAAGUUCAAGUUUAGAGUUUCAGAAAUGUGCAUUCAGAAGAUCUGACUGUAACCCUCAAACCUCCUGGAUCAGAUGAACUCUGUUUUUUUGCUUUACAUUUCCAGCUGAACUUCUGAUUGAGGUUUUACAGAGUUCACUUUCGAGGUAUUUGUUGGCAGUAGAUUUUGUUGACUGGGUUUCUAAUAAGGGAGAGUUUCCUUGAUUUUUGUCUGAGGAUGAGGAAUAUCCAUGACUAUAAAAGCCUCUAGAAAGCCUUGAGUUAAUUCAGACCAAACCUGCAGCCAGGCUGACCUUGAACAAGUUAGAUUCGGAUUAAAAAUGUUUUGCUAUUUUGCCAAAAAGGAACUCUUAAACAUUUAGUUGAGUUGAAGUCAUUCACAGCCCAAAAAUACAGGUUUUGAUUUUUAGUUGUUGACUUUUCUUUAUGUCCAAACAACAUGAGCGGUUAGUUAAAGCAUUCUGUAAAAGCAUUCAGCUUCCUUGAAAUUGUCUUACAGUUGUGUCAUGUGCAUUGUUAUUGUUUCCAGUGCAGACCUGAGUACCUGCAGUGAUGUCAUGAUGUUAGCUGAAAAAUGGGAUUCUUGUAAAUGGAUUGAAAAAUGUCAAAGAAGACGUUCAGUAAUAAUGAAAAAAGUUCUGCUAGAUAUCAGCUCACUGGCUUGUUUGUAGCUCCUCUUGUUGCAUUGUUGGCGAUGUGAUUGUUCUCUUGAAUCAACACUUACUUUUUUUUUUACUCGUUUGCGAUCAAAGGGACUAGAACUGGAUGUGGUGCCAGUGUGCUGGAUGGAGGGUGAAUAUUACUUAAGUCUUUUGAGCUCUGAUCUGUUAUUACUUUAGAGACUUCAGAGUGAUUUUAUACAACUCUCCCUUUAACGACGCUGACAGAGUAUUGAAAGCACUACGAGGUGAAAUGGUGAAAAGGUUUCACAGAUUGCUCAUCACUGCAUGAUAGCCAGCACCAGGUACCAUCACUUUAUAUGAGCUUUCUUAAUAAACCAACAAUGCUGAAUUGGAGACGAAACUCAUGACUGAACUUAUAGCUGAUGUGUUUUUCAUAUGUUUGUUACUCCUUCCAGUCACUGGAAUUGUAAACCAGAAAUUGUUUUCUUGAGAAUAUCAACAAAAUUGAGUUUUUACGUAAAAUAAAGAGUUGUACAAUAUCA
Molecule: messenger RNA, 3140 nt
Organism: Labrus bergylta (ballan wrasse)
Lineage: Eukaryota; Metazoa; Chordata; Actinopteri; Labriformes; Labridae
Gene: lsm14ab
Product: LSM14A mRNA processing body assembly factor b
Biological process (GO): P-body assembly; cytoplasmic stress granule assembly
Cellular component (GO): P-body
Molecular function (GO): mRNA binding
Source: RefSeq, a predicted model, not a curated record